Scatophagus argus is the source of this 4186-nucleotide messenger RNA. It is a transcript of the gene gga3a, whose product is annotated as golgi associated, gamma adaptin ear containing, ARF binding protein 3a. Gene Ontology annotation, molecular function: ubiquitin binding; small GTPase binding; phosphatidylinositol binding. Gene Ontology annotation, biological process: intracellular protein transport; vesicle-mediated transport. The record is from RefSeq and is a predicted model, not a curated record. Gene Ontology annotation, cellular component: trans-Golgi network. The transcript is spliced from 17 exons. The coding region runs from base 69 to 2369 and encodes 766 amino acids. Lineage: Eukaryota; Metazoa; Chordata; Actinopteri; Scatophagidae.
AACUCCCAUUUGUCUGACAGCACGUGAAUGCAGCAGGAGUCACGCGUUGUUUGCUUCUCAGUGCAAAUAUGGCGGAUGAUGGAGAGUCGUUGGAAUCCUGGCUUAACAAAGCCACCAACCCUUCCAACAGACAGGAAGACUGGGAGUAUAUAAUGGGAUUCUGUGACCAAAUUAAUAAGGAACUUGAAGGCCCACAGAUAUCUGUUAGACUGUUGGCUCACAAGAUUCAGUCCCCUCAGGAAUGGGAGGCGAUACAAGCGUUAACGGUUCUCGAGGCUUGUAUGAAGAACUGUGGGCGAAGGUUUCACAACGAAGUUGGGAAAUUUAGGUUUUUAAAUGAAUUAAUUAAAGUGAUUUCACCCAAAUAUCUGGGAGACAAAGUGUCAGAGAGAGUGAAGACAAAAGUGAUUGAGAUGCUGUACAGUUGGACCGUGUCUCUACCAGAUGAAGCAAAAAUCUGUGAAGCGUAUCAGAUGCUGAAGUCACAAAGCAUUGUGUUAGCUGACCCAGACAUCUCUCUUGAUGCCACAUUAAUACCAUCACCUUCUCCACGACCAAAGAAUCCUGUGUUUGAUGAUGAGAAGAAGAGCAAGAGAUUAGCAGAACUUCUUAAGAGCAAAAAGUCUGAAGAUCUGCAGGAGGCAAAUCGGCUCAUUAAGAGCAUGGUCAAGGAGGAUGAGAUGAGAACACAAAAAGUGACAAAGCAAAAGAGCACACUGGAGGCGGUCAACAAUAGUGUCAAACUCCUUAACGAGAUGCUUGCUCACUUCAGCCCGGAAGACUCCACAGACGGAGACAAGGAUCUCAUUAGGGAGCUGUAUGGUGACUGUGACAAGCUCAGGCAAACAGUGUUUCAACUUGCCACUGAGACCGAGGAUAAUGACAGCAGCUUGGGAGACAUUCUACAGGCCAGUGAUGACCUCUCUCAUGUCAUUAAUUCCUAUAAGAAGAUUGUGGAAGGACAGACCAUCAAUGGAGAGUUUGAAGAAGCACAACAAAUAAAAACAUCAGUCAGACAAGGCACUAGCCACACAAACCAGUCUGAGAUUCUGAUUGACCUGGUGGGUCUGGGCAUCCAGAGCGUCUCUCCCCCACAGCAGAGACCCCUGACUUCCACUGUGUCUAUUCCUGCUGACCUUUUGUGUGGGACUGCUGCCACUGACCCUCAGUCUCCCAGCCCCAGCACACCCACUGCAGCACUCUCUCUGCUGGAUGAAGAGCUGCUAUCUUUAGGCCUCAACGAAACUGUUUCUGUUCCAAGUAAAUCAACACAUGUAAACCCGAGCAAUCAUUUGCCAUCUUUACAGGAUUCCAGUCAAGAUUUGGCUCUUUUUGACACCACUUCAUCUCCAGUUCCUGCGUUCUCUACAUCUACACUUUUUCCAGAUGCCCUCUCUAUAGCCCCAGUUAGUCCAUCUACAACUGCCCCUGUCUUGAAUUUCUCUCUACCUGUGGUGUCCACACCUACUGCUUUUCCACAAUCUGUCUCAACAACAUCAGUUGCAUUCCCACAGCCCCUCAAUUCAGUAUUUACCACCACUUUCCCAGCUGAUCUUCGACAGUCAUUUGGCACAGCCUCGCCUGCUCCCCCUGCCAACCCUGUCUCUUCACGGCCGAUCUCCACUUCAGCUUCUCUCAGUCACAAUUUGCAAGACCUUGCAGACCUUGCUGUGCUGGAUCUGGGCAGUCCUAGAAGUGCGCUCAGUGGGAUGGACUCUGGCAGGCUUCUGGUCAAGAGUGAUGAUCUGCUCACUCCUACCACCCUGUCUUCUUGUCUUGGUGUCACCUCCACCACAUCCACCACAUCCACCUCUCUGCUCCAAGCAGUGUCCACUCCAAGUGCAAAGAGUCAGGCGGAUGACAGCACUCUGUUACACUCCCCUUCCCCCACCCUCCCUCUGAGUCAGGCCAGUCCAGGAAGGGAACAAGAGGUCUCCCUGGCCAACAUCUUCGUCCCUUUGGAUGUCAUCAAGCCCAGUCAAGCGUGCCCAGUGACAGCGUAUGACAAAAAUGGAGUGCGUGUUCUCCUGCAUUUCGCCACCGACUGUCCAGCGGGUAGACCUGAUAUACUGGUGAUGGUGGCGUCCAUGCUUAGCACAGCCCCGCUGCCUGUCAAGGACAUUGUUCUCCAGGCUGCUGUACCCAAGAUGAUGAAAGUGAGACUGCAACCACCCUCAGGGACAGAGCUGGCUCCUUUUAACCCAAUCCUUCCCCCUGCUUCCAUCACUCAGGUCAUACUGCUUGCCAAUCCUCUUAAGGAAAAGGUUCGGAUGAGGUACAAGCUCACGUUCACGCUGGGAGAGCAGUCACACGCUGAAGUGGGUGAGGUGAAUGAGUUUCCGCCUGCUGACAGAUGGGAGGCUCUAUAGCCUUUAAACUGACCAGACACUUCUUUAACAAGUGAGUGGGGCAGUGCAGCUCAGAGGUCAAGAGAAAGAGCAGUAUUGUAUGGGGUUUAGGGAAAUUUUGAAGAAUAUUAUGUAAACUUUAAAGGACUUUAAAGGAGUUUUUCUGCUUGAGAUUUCCCAUUGAAGUAGCCAAAGUCCUGUAGCUUACAUCCAAAUUAAAUUUUACUACGGUGCCAGCUAGUCAGUGUGAUACAGUAGCAAAUAAUGUGAAGUGUCUGAAUGUGGAUUACGGUUAUCUGGGGAAUUCAUUGGUAAUGUUAAAUAGCACUAAGUUAUUAUUAAGUUGUUAAUAUUAUUAUACUUUUUUGCCGUCAGUUUAAUGUCCAUAUCCUGUUCCUCCUGUCUCUGAGUUGUAUCAGAACAAAUUAGAAAAUAUUUGCACAUUUGGAUGCCAGACUGUCUUAAUUACAGCAAAAACAUCAGUAUGAACAUAUGACUACAACCUGCAUUUCACAUGAUUUGCUGAUAACAAUGUAUGAUAACACUGUUUUAUGCUUGAGACACUGGACCAGAGCAGACAAGAUCCCCUCUGUGGCUAAAUACCAGACACUCGGCUCAUUAAGAAUUGGUUACUUCCAGUUGACUUCCUCCAUGAUGCAUUACCACUGCUGAAUACUUCUGUUUGUUUUGUGGGUUCUAUACUAGCUCACAGCUCAGAUGCUUUUUAGUCUUUCAGUAUUUAUUGUCAUGAACGUGUUAUUUAUUUGGGUUUGGGGAGAACGGUAUCAGAUCCUUCCUGUAUUGUAUUGCAGUUGACAGCUGUUUUCCUUCCACAUUGGGGUAAGAAAAGCACAAAUCAGUAGUGGUCUGUCACAGACCAACGUUACAAAAUAAUGACACAAACAGUUUAUAAUAUGUUACAUUAUGUAGCAAGAGGGUGGAUUCUGAUGAAUAGAAUGAAUGAAUAGAUGUUCAGGCUGUGCACUCUAGAUGGUAUUUUAACAACAGCCUUGUUACCCCUUUUCUUUGGCAGGUACAACAUAAACUAUUAAGGACAAGGACCAAAUGUAUACAUUAAGUGGAUGUACUUAAGGAAGACAGGAGACAGAAAGGCAUACUUAAGUUAAUUAAAUUCCAUGUAUAGCUUUGUCCUUUCUCCAGAAGUAAGAUCAUGUUGUGGAAACUGAGCAAAAGGUUUUCCACUCUGGGUGAACUGUAAAUGUUUAGCAUGAGGGGCGUUUCCCAUGUAAUCCAUGUAUCAUUCAGAAUCAGAAUCAGAAUCAGAAUACCUUUAUUUAUCCCUGAAGGGAAAUUCUUAUUCUAAUUCGUUCAUUUGGCAUUCCUAUCAGAAUCAAAAAUCAAAAAAAUGGAAAAAUGACACUUGAUUUUUUCCACUUUUGAUUUUAUGCUCAGGUCAAAUAUAGAAUAUUUGAAAAAUUUGAAUUUGAUGCUUCAUUUUCCUUGUACUUACUUUUUUUUUCAUCACUUUCAAAAACAAAAAAAAUGAAAAACAAGUCAUUUUUCCAGUUUCUGAUUUUUGAUUCUAAAAGGACUGUCAAAUGAACAAAUGAUACCAAACUAGGAAAAGAUUUCUUCAGUUUAAGUAGUUAAAAAAACAGCAUUAGUUUUACCAUGUGGUUACAUAAAAAACGGGCUUUAUUUUUGUGUGUUUUUUUUUUUUUAGGCUAUUUGUGCUAUAUAGGAGGUUCUCAACAUAUUUCUUAUAAAAUGUAUUUAUUUGUCUUAGAUUGUUAAAUGAACUUGUCAUUGCAUAUUUUUUGAAAAGCUAUUUCGGUGCAUGCAAAAAUAAAGAGUGAGACUUAUCUGUUUUUAAUACA